CCGAAUCCAAAUCAGAGAGAAGCAAAGAACUGAUGGAGUUAUUCUCAUCUUCUUCCACUUCUCUCCCGCAACUCUCUCCACUCGUCUCUUUCGCCCUUUCGCGCCGGUCAUCGCCUGCUUCCCUCGCCCUUCAUGCUACCCGAAGGCCCUGCAAACUCUCCCGACCCGCUCCAAGGACCCUCCGAUGUUACUGUCAGCAGCAGUCGGUGCAAGAGUUCGAGCGGCUCUUCUCGAAUCUCAAUCAGGCUACCAUGAAGAGGGAGCCAGGUCAAGGCAGCGUCACUAGCGGAAUCUUUCUGGUAACUGGCACCACGGUAGGUGCAGGCAUCCUUGCAAUUCCUGCAGUCACUCAAGAAGCAGGAUUUCUAGCCUCUGCAAUAACAUGUAUUGCCUGCUGGCUGUAUAUGGUUGUGACAGGACUAUUGGUUGCAGAAGUAAAUGUAAAUACCAUGUGUGAACUCGGCUCUGGAGGUGUCUCAUUGGUCUCAAUGGCCAAGAGAACGCUAGGAAAAUUUGGGGUUCAAGUUGCAUGCUGGUCCUAUCUAUUUAUUCAUUAUGCACUCCUUGUUGCUUAUGUGGCUCGCUCUUCAGAGAUUUUAACAAACACCUUCAGCAUUCCAGUGUGGGAGAGUGCUACCUUGUUUUCCUUGGUGUUUGGAGGCUUAUGCUAUUUUGGAAGCCAGCGAUUUAUUGGAGCAAUAAAUGGAUUUCUUGUGUUUGGCAUCAUUGGGUCUUUUGCAUCUCUUGUGGGUGUGGCAGCUGGUGAUUUACAUUGGGAUUCUCUUCUUCAGGUCCAUUUAGAGGCUAUCCCACAAAGUAUACCUAUAAUAGCUCUUUCGUUUGUGUAUCAGAAUGUAGUUCCAGUGCUUUGUACAAACCUUGAAGGGAACUUGUCAAAAGUAAGGACUGCAAUUAUUCUCGGAACAGCCAUUCCACUUCUUCUGUUUCUUAUAUGGAAUGCUGUAAUUCUUGGUAGUAUUCCUGAUCUAAGUAAUAGUGCUACCCUGAUUGACCCACUGCAACAAUUACGAAAUGACAAUGGAAUAGUUGGACCAAUUAUUGAGGUGUUUUCAUUUUUUGCAAUAGCAACAUCAUACAUUGGAUUCGUCCUAGGACUUGCUGACUUCAUUGCUGACUUGCUUAAAUUGCCAAGUGGCGAAAGAAUACCUUUGCCCUACUUGUUAACUUUGUUUCCACCUUUGGUCCUAUCAUUGCUUGAUCCAGAGAUAUUUUUCAAAGCAUUGGAUUUUGCUGGCACCUAUGGAGUUCUGGUGCUCUUUGGAGUACUCCCUGCUGCAAUGUCUUGGUCUGAGAGAGAUUCAAAUGGCUCAUUGACACCAAGAGUUCCUUCACUAGUACCUGGAGGCAGAUUCACAUUAGCCCUUGUGAUGGCGGGUGCCGCAUUUGUUAUCAUCUCAGAGAUAUUAAAGGAUAUUUUGCAUUAGUAAUGCUAGCUGAACUUUCAAAGGGAAAACGUCAUUAUGUGAAAGAUGGCCAUAACGGUUGCCUCACUACUGGUCUCUUUGUUCUAUUCAUGUUGUGGACGAUGAUCAUAACAUUACCAUUGCAAAUGUAAAAUCGUAAUUCAAAAUCUUUAGUUCGAUGUCA
Messenger RNA from Zingiber officinale, 1608 nucleotides. RefSeq names its product tyrosine-specific transport protein-like. Bases 33 to 1445 code for a protein of 470 amino acids. Lineage: Eukaryota; Viridiplantae; Streptophyta; Magnoliopsida; Zingiberales; Zingiberaceae. The record is from RefSeq and is a predicted model, not a curated record. The transcript is spliced from 14 exons. Gene Ontology annotation, biological process: amino acid transmembrane transport.